AGCGACGGUACAGCAACAAUCAGAACGAGAAAGUUCCUUACUAACCGCCUGCUUCAACGGAAGCAAAUGGUAAUUCAUACCCUUAAUGUUAUAUUUUAUUGCCUUGUUGUAGCUUUAAUGUGGCUCUUUCCUCAGAAUCCUUUGAUAAGAUCCGGGGGAAAUAUCUCUUCUUCGUGUAAAGGAGGUCUGUUUUGUACCCGACUUUUCUGUGGCUUUUUAGUGUUGUAUCAGUGUAUUAGUGUGCCAAUUUUGUCCUAUUCCAAUAAUAAUUGUAUGUACGUGGUAGAGCGUAGAUGUAGGUAAUGUCCUCAUAACUCUUCUCUUAUUCUAUGUUAAUGAAAAAUUUUUUUGCCAGAAUAAGAGCAGAAUUUUUGGUUUAAGAUCUUUGUUUGACAUAUCCUAUAGGGAUAUUCCUUGUUCUGUAGUCCCGAGUUAUUAUCAAAGUUCUGCUUCUAAACUAAUAGACUCUAUGUUGCUGUACAUUUGUAAUAACAUCAAAAAGAGGUAAGUAAAAAAGUGGUACACAAGACAGAGGGGAGUGUGUCACUGAUGUUCUUACCAGAUUUUGACAUCUUCUGUGAUCUAGUUACUUUCUUUCUACAUCAAGCUGUUUAAAGCACAUGUGUGAACUGAUGCAAAACAUGCUGAUUUGUUCGAUUCACAGGUGGUAGAUAUUCUUCAUCCUGGAAGACCAAAUGUCUCAAAGGCUGAAGUCCGUGAAAAGUUGGCCAAAGUGUAUAAAACCACCCCGGAUGUAAUUUUCUGUUUUGGUUUUAAAACUGCUUAUGGCGGUGGCAGGAGUACUGGUUUUGCUUUGAUAUACGACUCCCUGGAUUUUGCUAAGAAGUUUGAACCAAAGUACCGCCUGACUAGAGUGAGUUAAAGUACAUUUACAUGAAAUUAAGCCCAUAAUUCAUGUCAACUCUAAGAGUAGUUUGUACACUUGUGCAAACAUUGUUACUCAGUUAAAGACAGUGUUAUAUUACUGUCAGACUUAAGAUCCAGAUUUCCAAUUACCUGGUAUUGUCUAAUUGUUAAUAAACAAAGAGGGUAAGUUUCUGAAGAAACUGUGGUGCUACGUCUGUGGGGGAGUAUAACAAGAUAAUGUUGGUUUUAUCAACUGAGUUGAUAAUGUAAAUUGCCACUGUAAAGAGUUCCAAAGCUGAUGCUUCGAGCAUUAGCCCCUCAUUGUUUGCUCCGAUGGAGAGCUAACGCUUGAAAUGUCAGCUUUGAAAAUCUUUAUGGUGGCCAAUUUACAUUAUCAACUCAGCUGAUAAAACCAAAAUUAUCGAAACUUGUCAGGAAAAAAUUGCUGAAUGGCAAAAGUACCCUUGGAAUAUUGUUAAACUCUAACCUCUGAAACUUUGAAUCAAAAUUUUGAUUUGGGCUGUUAUGUUUUGCUGACCAUUUUAAUUUAUUUCAUCACCUGUCCAGCAUGGACUUUAUGAAAAGCCAAAGUCAUCACGCAAACAGCGAAAGGAAAAGAAGAACAGAAUGAAGAAGGUUCGUGGAACAAAGAAGGCUAAAGUUGGUGCUACAGGAAAGAAGGUUAGUCCAGUUGUUUUAUUUAUU
Messenger RNA from Pocillopora meandrina, 1572 nucleotides. NCBI's taxonomy places the organism in Eukaryota, Metazoa, Cnidaria, Anthozoa, Scleractinia, Pocilloporidae. The record is from the annotation of a GenBank genome assembly.